Stegastes partitus (bicolor damselfish) is the source of this 2409-nucleotide messenger RNA. Its product is annotated as APOBEC1 complementation factor-like. The transcript is spliced from 8 exons. NCBI's taxonomy places the organism in Eukaryota, Metazoa, Chordata, Actinopteri, Pomacentridae. Gene Ontology annotation, molecular function: RNA binding. The record is from RefSeq and is a predicted model, not a curated record. Bases 1 to 1119 code for a protein of 372 amino acids.
AUGGUUGACGUCACAGAUCACACCGGCCUCAUGUUCCAGGACGUUGUAUCUAGUCACCUGCCGUGUCUUCCAGGUCGUAUCCAGCUGUGGGGUCAUGCCAUCGCCGUGGACUGGGCGGAGCCUGAGGUGGAGGUGGAUGAAGACACCAUGGCAACGGUGAAGAUCCUGUACGUGAGGAACCUGAUGCUGCAGACCACUGAGGAGACCAUCGAGAAGGAGUUCAACAGCCUUAAACCAGGUGCAGUAGAGCGAGUGAAGAAGAUCAGAGACUACGCCUUCGUCCACUUCACUCAGAGAGAGGACGCCAUCACCGCCAUGAACGCUCUGAACGGAAAGGUGUACGACCCCUCGGCGGCGUACCUCGGUGCGCCAGUGUUUUAUGCCCCCCAGGCCUACGCUGCCAUCCCAGGUCAGUUCCGCUUCCCAGCAGCCAAAGCUCACGUUGGAGGUCGAGGUCUGAUCCGGACGCCGUCGGUCAGAGAAAUUUACAUGACUGUACCUGUAGGGGCUGCGGGGGUGCGGGGGCUGGGUGGGAGGGGCUACCUGGCCUACGCUGCCGGGGGCGGAGCCAUGGGUCGAGGCGGCGGCGCCUCCUAUGGCCUGAAGACGGACAAGCAGCCUGAGGAGAAGCUGUACGACCUGCUGCCGGGGAUGGAGCUGACCCCCAUGAACCCUGCUGCCAUGAGUCUGAAGGCCACCGCCAUCAAACCGGCCCCACAGGUGUUGGAGGAGCUGUGUCAGAAGAAUAACUGGGGUCAGCCCGUCUAUCAGCUUCACUCUGCCAUCAGUCCUGAUCAGAGACAGCUGUUCCUCUACAAGAUCACCAUCCCAGCUCUGGCUACACAGUACACCAACGUUCACCCCUUCACCCCUACUAAGCUGUGUGCAGCUGUAGAAGAAGCUAAAGUUCAUGCAGCUGAACACACCCUGCAGACGCUCGGCCUGCAGACAGAGGGCGCCGCUGACGCUGCUGCAGCCGCUGUGGCCUCGGUGGCCUUCCCAGGCUACUCGUCCUCCCAGCUGAAGCAGACUCUCUCUCAGGAUCUGACCUUCGCCUAUGAAGGAUAUCCGGCGUUCGCUGUGGCGACGCGACACUCUGACGGAUACGGAGUCUUCUAGAAGGUUCUCCAGCUGCACGUUCCACGUUCUCCACAGGAGCCUUCAUCAGACUGUUCUCUACAUCGGUGAACCUGACCGGCUGGUUCUGACCACAGUCUGUUCUUUCUGUUUUACUGCUCUAAAAACUGUUUUGGAAUCAGGAGAACCUCUAGGAACCCUAAGGAACCUCUAAAGGGACUUUUUCUUCCCAUUCAUCUCCAUGUAUACACUGAGUCUUGUUCAUUUUACUCCUAAACUGUGGUUCUACUCUGUGUUCUCUGCAGUUCACAACAUGUUCUUCAUAGAACUGGUUUGGUUCAUGUCAUGAUGAAGGAACAACAUCACAACAUAAAAUAUCUUUAAAAAUAUUAAUAUUCACACCAUAGACAGAACAUUAUCAUUAUUAUUAUUAUUACUAUUUCACUAAAAACAUGUGGAAGAAGCAUUUUUGGUUCCAGUUUUUUUAAUGAAUUAUUUAGAAAAAUACAUAUUUUUGAUGUUCUUUACAGUUUGGGCCUUUUUUAUUCACAGUAAACAUGUAAAUUAAGACUUUGUUAAACUUCUCUUUUUGUGUAAAUGUAGAAAGUUUCCGUUUUAUUGAGGAUCAUCUACAUUAUGGUCUAAGCUUCAUUCAGAACUCAAAGGUUCCUCGAGGUUCUUCUGCUUCUAACAUGUCGUACAUUAUCAAACCUCUGUGGACUCGUGUUAUUGAUUAUUUUCCGAUAUCGAUCAGGUUUGCGUCGUCACAGAAACUGCUGCUGGGAAACGUCUCCAACUCGCCAGAAUCAAAUUCCUCACGUUGGUCCUCCUCCGUGUUCUCUGCUCCAGGCUGAUCGUGUCUGCAGUUCAGUGAUCCAUCAGUCAGCCUCUGAUUGGCUGAUCGGUUUCCUUUUCUACUCGUAUGUUUACAAUAUUCAGAUAUUACGUUUGUGAUUGGACGCUGAGGAAAGCAUCAGAGCCGACCACCGGCAGCAGCUGGUGGAGAACGUGAACUCGUCCGACGUGAUGUUUGCUUCUCAUGUUUGUCUGAAGGAGUUUUACGACAGCUGUGAACAUGCCGACGCAGAGACAGUAUUAAAGUGUGUGAAGCACUUAGAACUUAUUUUUAUACCAGGAAAGAGUUAAAAUCCAGACGCUGUUUGUGGAGGUUCUGUAAUUGACUCGGUAACUAGUGAAACCCAAUCAGUCUGAUGAGCAGAGAGAAUUGUGGGUAUUUCUGGAGGGUUUUUGUGUCAUUAAAGGAAACUGCUUGGAUAAAUUUGUAAUGUUUCACGAUCCAUAAUCUUCCCUGAAUAAACGUGUGAAGAAACA